AAGGAUCUUUAAACUCAUGGGGCAACCUAGAUAGAUAUUUGACUACACAGAUCAGGUUAAAUAUAACUGCUUGUACGUUUAUAACGUGCGUUGAUAAAGUAUAAGUUUAACAGUAAAGUGCGACGUGUAAUUAAUAAGACAGAUUUGUUUUUUUCUUUAAAAAGCUGCGGAACACUUGAGCCUCGCUCUUGGAAAAACGGGCUUAAUGGAUGUGCAUAAAGGAUUGCCCAAUAGAAGCAUAUGAAGUCUGCACAUGCUAAGCAGGGACGACACUUUACUCCAUGAUUGGAUAUUCAUUUAGAAGCAGGUUUUCCUUUAGAGCAUCACUCGUCUGCAUUCUCCAAAAUGGCUCGAGGUUCAGUGCCAACUCGAGAAGUAGAAAGAUUUUUGAAUAUCAUCCGAGCAGAAAAUGUUGAUGACAAUAUCUUCAAGAGAGAUAAGGUGCGCAUUUUAUUCCAAACACGAUUUCAAAACGAACGCUCAACAGGAAAUAGAUAUUCAUUCGGUCAAAUGAUCAGGCAGAUGACACAGUCCAGAAUAGCACACGAAUUAGGCGACUAUUAUAUCUUCGGUAACGAAGUACAAGUUCUAUUUGAAAGAAUUGCGAACAAUUCGGAGUUUACGAAUACGUUAGAAGACUGGAGAAAGACUGCUAGGAAUAAUCCGUUGUUUUGUGAGAUUUGUGGGAUCGUUUGUACGUCUGAGAGAUCGCUUGUUGAACACCAAUUAGGCAGCAGACACCGAAUUCGCAAACUGCAUGUGGACAUUUAUCAAAGGAGGAAUGAGCUGAUACGGGUUCCUGAAGGUCUGCGCCUCGAGUGCAAUCCAACCAUUCAAAAUGGAAGAAUGGAAAUGGUCUGCAAACCUGGUGAGAUUAAGACAAUGACCAUCAACAUCCAAAAUUGCGUUACUGAGCAAGGUGUUGAUGUUGUCUUGCAGAGACACAUAUUUCUGUGGGACACGGGUAUGUUCACGCUGUACAUGAGGUCUGGUCGAGGGGGACACAACCAGUGGAGUGUUUUCAAUCGAACAAACUUACAUAUUACGCCAGGUGAAACACGGUAUUUUGAAAUCAGAGGCAAAGCUCCAUUAGAAGACUUUGGCCAUCACUAUGUUCCUUUGGCAUUGUUUUUUGUUAAGAAAUCUAGAACACAACAGGGCACCAGGAGUCAGGAAGAAAUGGAUUCGACACAAUAUAAAUUUUUAAUAUAUGUGUCCCUGCAUGUACUUGGGGAAUUGCACGAUGACUUAGCCCCGACGUCCGUUUAUGAAGGACGCGAGAACGUUCAAGAAUAUAGUUAUCAAGUGACAGAGCCUGGUGAAAGACUUCCUGAGAACUCAAGAAACGGUUUAGCUGGCAGGUUGACACCAUUCCGUAUUCCGCCAUAUCUGUAUAAUCAGAUAAGGAAAUCAAAUAAGGCAGCAAUCGUCAAUGGAAGGAUGAAAUUAAACUCACGAUAUCUCACGGACAUACUAGAUUGUCGCACAACAGCAGAGAAUUAUGUUACGAAGUUUCAACAUUUAUUAUGGAUUGAAGAGAUACAAUUGCUCAUUGAUAUCCAACAAUAUAACAUGGCAGGAGUGACAUUAGAGCGACUUCAAAGCAAGAUGCGUCUUGCGGUCCCAGGUCUUGUUGAGAACAGACCAUCGGUUAUGCGAGGAGACCGCCUGUACAUUUACAUCUCUGACAGGCUGUCAGAACGAACAGGUCACCCUGAGGAUCAGUUGAAUGUUGCCAUUGGAAACAUUGUCCUAAAUAUGGAAUGUGAGGCGGAUGAACAGCGAGGGAGACGAAACGUUCGCUAUGAAGGGGUUGUUCACAAGGUUGAAUUAGAACAUGUUCUUCUUGGUGUUUCAGCAAGGUUAAGAAGAUCAUGGUCAAUAGGAAAACGAUACAAUGUGGAAUUUCAAGUUUCACCGUAUAACAUGUGGGUCCAACAUCGAGCAGUCAAGCUCGCAGUCUCAUACAUGGAUAUUUUGUUUCCAGACACAGUGGCUUUACUGGCUGAACACUCGCUCAUAGCACGAAGAGAAUCGAUUGAUGACCUAAAUCCCGAACAACAGACGGCAGUGAGGAAUAUUGUACAAGGAACCAGUCGUCCUGCUCCGUACAUUAUCUUUGGUCCGCCGGGAACCGGGAAAACUGAAACUGUUACUGCGGCCAUCAAACAGGUAUACAAUCUACAUCAAGAUAGCCGUAUUCUUGUUUGCUGUCCAGAAAACUCUGCUGCAGAUCAUAUCAUGCAGAUUCUUCUGACUUCGGAUGAACCAAAUAUGAAGGAGGAGACAUUUAGGAUGUAUGCUUUAUCGCGGAAACCUGAAACAUUACCUGAGAGAAUUAUUGCAUCUGGGCGGCACAACUUUGAUCGGACCGGCGAGUGCUUCUUCUAUCCGACCGUUGCGACACUCAUGGGCUACCGGAUUAUUGUAACGACGCUAAUGACGGCUGGGAGGAUGGUGACAGCGAGGUUUCCUAAGAAUCACUUCACGCACAUCUUCAUUGACGAAGGUGGUCACGCUGUGGAACCAGAAUGCAUCGUGCCUAUAACGGGACUGAUGGAUCCAACAGCUGAACAUGGCCGCGCACAGUUGGUGAUUGCUGGUGAUCCCAAACAGCUUGGACCAAUCAUACGAUCAAAAAUAGCUCUGAACUUUGGUUUGCCUAUUUCUUUAAUGGAGAGAUUGAUGGACGAUAUCACGAUGUACAAGACUCCAUACAAUCCACGCUACAUCACCAAACUUAUCCGCAACUACCGGUCACAUGACAUGAUUCUUGAAAUCCCACGACGACUGUUUUACGACAACGAGCUUCAGGCCUUUGGUGAUCCAAAAGUCCUUAACUGCAUGCUAGGCUGGGAUAUGUUGCCAAACAGCAAGAUUCCUAUUAUGUUCCACUCAGUGUUUGGAACAGAGGAACAGGCGGGCGACAGUCCAUCGUGGUUUAACAGAGAUGAAAUCGCCCAGAUAGACAUGUAUCUGACUAAACUGAUGUCAAACACACACCACCACCUAAACUCCUCAGAUAUUGGAAUCAUAGCUCCUUACAAAAAACAGGUUGCCAAGAUAAGACGAAUGCUGAUAGCUAAUAGACAUAUUCUGAACCAGAACGAAAUAACUGUCGGAUCAGUUGAAGAAUUCCAAGGUCGAGAGUUCAAGGUCAUAAUCAUAUCCGGUGUACGCAGUGAUAUGAAUGCUUCUUACACGGACAUAGACUAUGUUUUCAAUCUUGGCUUCAUGCGUAACCCAAAGCGCUUCAAUGUUGCCAUGACACGUGCUCGUGCACUGCUUAUUGUGAUUGGAAACCCCAUAACGCUGGAACAGGACGAAUGUUGGAAAACAUUUAUUGACUAUUGUGACGAGAACAAUGCAUUCAAAGGACCGCGUCCUCGACGUAACAACAGAAGAAAUAACACCGAUUCUGCAGCAACGAGUAGCACCGAUCAUCGAUGACGUUUCGAGUCACCAUGCCGUCAGCAGAGCAUAAGGAUUGACGGACUAAUUAGCGGUUGAUACUGUGUACAGAUCGGACAAAAUAGUUUGUGUCCAUGUUUUCCGAGUCUUUGUAGUAUGUUUCAGAAUAAGCAAAUUUUAACGUGUUGCUUGAAAUGCAUUGUAUAUUUGUUUUUAAUAUCCUCUUAAAUAAUCAAUUUUGAUUGUAAUAAUCAACAUAAACAGUGUUUCAAUCAAAAGCAUAUCUUAACAGUAACCCAAUAUUCAAAUAUAUUGAAUUCAUUACGACGUAUUGACCUUAUAAUUACGUUAUAUUUUUUCACGCUGUGAACUCUUAAAUU
Dreissena polymorpha is the source of this 3791-nucleotide messenger RNA. Its product is annotated as putative helicase MOV-10. Gene Ontology annotation, molecular function: RNA binding; 5'-3' RNA helicase activity. Bases 346 to 3450 code for a protein of 1034 amino acids. The transcript has 19 exons. Lineage: Eukaryota; Metazoa; Mollusca; Bivalvia; Myida; Dreissenidae. The record is from RefSeq and is a predicted model, not a curated record.